Messenger RNA from Ostrea edulis (European flat oyster), 1166 nucleotides. RefSeq lists its product as uncharacterized. Bases 77 to 733 code for a protein of 218 amino acids. The transcript is spliced from 2 exons. The record is from RefSeq and is a predicted model, not a curated record. Lineage: Eukaryota; Metazoa; Mollusca; Bivalvia; Ostreida; Ostreidae.
GUGACCUCUGACCUAUCACAUGACAGCGGAUGACGUCGUGUGUAUAUAUGAAUGAAGAGCUACAUUGGGUGUCCGUAUGGUUGUAAACAUGAGGUUAACAAAUUCAGGACUCCUUAUAUUUGCUCUGUUUGUAUGCAAUGUUAACGGACUUUCUACAUCGGGACUUCGUACUGGGGGAACCGGGACAACCCUUAAUAAAGAUUCUUCCACUCAAACGGAGUCCUUGUCAGCACAAUCAAGUUCCGGUGUUGCAUCAACCAACACAUCGCCGACCAGCAUGACGACAGGGCCCUCGUCCUCCAUUAUGUCAACGCAGUCAACCGCAGCGCCAUCUGAUGUGACUACUGAAUCGACCAUGACAACAACUACAUCUUCCACAAAUCUGACAACAGAACCAAGUCAUUUAAAUAUGACAACACAGGUUUCAACAGCAUCAACACAGCCGACAAUAAACAUGUCCAGCGAAGUUCCAUCCAACGUUUCAACCUCACCAUCGGACAUUUCGUCACAGUCUGCCAUGACGUCAUCACCAUCACACUCCAUUCCCCACACUACUCCACGCGGGAAUCCUCACGUGUCAUCUCCUUCAAAGAACAAAUUCAACGCCUGGAGUUUCCUGGGGGGUGUGGCCGUAGGGUUAUUUGUGACAUUGGUGUGUAUUGGGUUGGUUCAUUUCGUCAACAAACGAAAGACACAAGCGAGUGACAGCGUGCAGUAUAAAGCAAUGAUAUAAUGCUCUCUUUUUUCUCUUCAUAACAUUGUAAGAUUUCCUAGUCCUCUGUUGAUUCCGUCGUUUCUUUACAUCUAGUCUGAUGAACUAAUCAGUGGCAUCUGUUUGUUUCUCUAAUGCAAGACAUAGUUGAUAACUGAGUUCUGAGUGUGACGGAAUGUGGUUCGCAAUCCAAUCAAAUUCAAAUGUUAGAUCUGCUCGUGUACAAACAUGUAUGUAAGUAUGCGAAUUGGAUUGCUUUCAUCGUAGACAUUUCACAGUAUGUAAACAAGACUUUGUUAGAUUAACGCGCACAGGGGGGUUAUGUUCGGUCGUGAGUGUAUUUUUACUUUUACAUUUGACAUAUAGAUACAUGUAUUAAGUUAUUUUCUAUUUAUCUAAUGUUUUUGUACGUUGCAUGUAUAUUGAAUGAAAUAAAAACGACACUAAAACAAAA